Messenger RNA from Drosophila ananassae, 10459 nucleotides. It is a transcript of the gene Mrtf, whose product is annotated as myocardin-related transcription factor B. The transcript is spliced from 6 exons. Bases 712 to 6165 code for a protein of 1817 amino acids. The record is from RefSeq and is a predicted model, not a curated record. Lineage: Eukaryota; Metazoa; Arthropoda; Insecta; Diptera; Drosophilidae.
GGAGCAGAUCGGCGUGCGCCCGGCGGUGUGCCUGCUCAGUGGUCUCUGCGGAGGUUUCACGUUUGAACGUUCAGACGAUUUCCACGGAAAAGCGCAAUGUGAAAGCCAAAAAAGACUACAAAUAGCCUGGCGUGACGUCCACCACACAGAGACAGAACAGAAACAGAAACAGAGACAGAGACGACAGACAGCAGAACCAUUAACACCAUAACAUCCUCAGUAGCAGAUGAUAUCGUACCGCGAGUGGAUCUGAUCCGAUCUGAUCUGAUCUGUGAUGUGAUCUGAUCCUAUUAUCGAUCGAAGAGUGUUAUCGAAGAGUGCCAGAAAAGAAAACAAGAGUGUCGCGAAAAUGCCAGCCGAAUAACCGACAACAUUCCAUUGAAGAAACAAAACUGAAACUUUAACUCAAACAGAAACAGAAACUGCAACUAACGAGGAUAAUCGAGAAAAAUCGAGAAUCGAGAAUAAAUAGAACCGAUAACCGAUAACAAUCGAGAAACUGGCAGGUGGUUGAACGUCCUUUUGAACGCGAGUGUUUUGUGUCGUGUGCCGAGGUGCCAAGGUGCCAGGUGCCAGGUGGGAUAUCUAGUGGAUGCCGAGACAUACGAAGAUGCGACACCAUUACCGGGCGUGAGCGACCCAGAUCGAGCAGCGUGUUAAGUCCCGGAUCGAGAGAAGAAACCUACCGCGCAACCUGCCGAUUCGAGGACCAUGCCGGUCAUUGUCGAUGCCGCCAGCGACGAGCCACCAGCAAAAUGUUGCAAACAUUGUGAGGAGUCUACGCACAGCGUGGACGGCGGACCUGCAUCGUGGCGUCUAACGCUCGAUCAGGAUCUUUUUGACACGCUCAAGGGCAACUUCCCCAGCUGGUUCCAGAGCAGCUCCGGCGGCGGAGCCACCAGCAAGCAGACCAAUCCCAACCAGCAGCUGGCCCAGCAGAAGCACCACCAGCAUCAGCAUCAGCAACUGGUCGCCAUACCCAGUGUCAUACCCAUUACGAUCGACACCAAGAUCACCGCCCACACCACCUCACCCCCCACAAGCAACGCAAAUACACUCCAGCAACAGCAGCAGCAGCAGACAGUCAUCUUGGGCGGAGGUCACCACCAGAGCUCCUCGUCGGCCUCGCCAGCCUCCUCCGUCAGUUCCAAUUCCUCGAAGAAGUCCAUCAGCAGCAGCCUGAGCAGCUGCAGCAGCAGCAGCAGCAGUAGUUGCAGCAGCACCAGUUCCAGUUGCAGCGGCAGCUCGAAGGGAGCCAGUGCAGCAGCGACGGCGAGCCGGUUCCUCAACAAGUCCACCUCCACGUCGCCGACUAAGAGCCUGGCCAGGACCCUCAAGGCCCAGACCCAGAAGCCGAGCAACUGCCACAAGGUCGGCCAGCUGGUGAAGUCCGCCUCGCUCCACAGCCUCAGCAGCGGCAGUAGCGGGAGCAGCAGCGGCGGCAGCAGUGGCAACGGCAGCUCCUCGCUGCUGGCCACCAUCUCCGCCUCGCCGCUGACCACCGUCGAGCUCAUUUCGAGCGCCGCCUGCGGGGGCCUCCUCGCCACCCGGCUCAGUGGCAAGACCUUGGAGCACACCUUUCAAGAUAUAAUACUGCUGCACGAGACCUACGACGACAUGUCCGAGGGUGAGCAGCGCCUACAUGCCACUUUUCUGGGCAGCAGCGACGAUGGAAACAACUCGGACUGCUACGACGCCAGGCAGUCGCCGCCAAAGGCCAUCGUGGACUCCAGUCCGCUGCAGCCCGCCAUGGACAAGAACAAAGAAUCGCUCAAAGUGAAGCUCAUGGUGCGGAGGCCACACUCGCAGCUCGUGGAGCAGGGCAUCAUACCAUCUCUGAAAACAUCGCCCGCUAUCCACGAACAAUGUAAGCAACUGGAACGGGCCAAGACCAGCGACCUGCUGAAGGCCAAGAUCCAGCAGCGGCCGAACCGCGAGGACCUGGAGCGCCGCCACAUCCUCGAGGAGGACGAGUGCCACAUCGACCCGAGCCUGGCGGAGAAGCAGCGCAUGCUGAAGAAAGCCCGCCUGGCCGACCAGCUCAACUCCCAGAUCCAGCACCGCCCGGGCCCGCUGGAGCUCAUCAAGAAGAACAUCCUGCACACGGAGAAGCCCAUCGAGAAGAUCGUCAAGGAGGGCCUCGUCUCCUUCAAGGCCACCAGCGAGGGGCUGCUGACGCGGCCGCAGCACCCCCACAGCUAUGUAACCUUCGACGAGGACUCUCUCAGCUCGGAGAGCGACACUCGGCAGACGCCGCCCCGCCUGGACGAGGCCAUGGUGGUCACGGCCACGCCCCCGCCUCCCAGUACCGAUGUGCUGCAGGCGGCGGCCGCCUCCGCUGGCAUCGUGACGAUGGCCCUGACCAUGCCCACGGCCGGGGGCCAGCUGGUGGUUAGCUCGCCGCAGAUCCUGCCACAAGCCCAGCCCCAGCCGCAGGCACCCAAGGCUGUGGUGGUGCCGGUGAUGGCGCCCGUGCCACCCCCACCGCCUCCGCCACCACCACUGCCAGCGAGCGGAAUCAAGGUGAAGCAAGAGACGGCCAAUCUGUUCGAGGAACUGUGCCAGAGCGUCACCGGCUCUGCGGCCAGUCUGGGGCAGCAGUUCCUGCCCAUGCUGGCCUCGCCCUGUUCCCUGGCGUCGAGCACCUCCACUCUGAGUCCGCUGUCUUCCAUCGCCUCGCCGCCACCGCCUCCGAUGACGUCCGCCAGCGCCACUGCCCACAGGCUGCACCUCCAGCCCGUCUCCGUGAAGUCUGAUGCCCCGGGCAAGGACAAGAACCGGAAGAAGUCCAAGUCGAAGCCGGUGUCCAAGGCGCGAACGAUCAAGUUCCACGAGUACAAGGGUCCGCCGAGCGCCGCCGGCCAGAAACAGGACCAGACGCAGCCGGAGGAGACCUCCUACCAGUUGAUGUUGGAGCAGCAGAACUGCCUCUUGAAGUUCCUGGAGAACCUGAACAAGAACCAGUCCAUACUCCCACCGAGCAGCGCGGCUGCGCUUCCGCCCAGCAACAACAGUAUCACCGUCACCACAAAGACGGUGCCCGCCCUGGCUUCUCAAUCCGUUCCAGUUCCGGCGCCCCUCAGCUUGCCCAACACCAUUUCCAUAACGAGCAGCACCGGCGGAGCUCCCCUGAAUUUCGGGGACGCAGCCAUGCUGACUCCCACGCCUGCGGCCACGCCUACGCCCACGCCGCCUACCCUGUCGCUGAUAGCCACGACCCAGCCGCAGCAGCAGCCCAUGCAGCUGCAACAGCAGCCGCAGACGCCGCAACCUGCUGCAGUGCAGCAUCCACCGCCACUGCCCUCGCCGGCGCUGUCCGUGAGCUCCUCCAUACCGCCCAGCCCGGCCACAAGCUACGCCGAGUCGACCACGAGCUCCAUCACGGACCUGACGCGUCUGGAGAAGAUGAAGGUUUCGGACUUAAAGCAGCACCUGAAGCGACGGAAUCUGCCGGUGUCCGGGCCCAAGCCCCACUUGAUAGAGCGCCUGAAGCCGUAUCUGCCACUGGAGGCACUCGAUAGCUCCACAUCAGUGGCCCAGGUGAACGCCACAAGUGCUCCGGCCACCACGGAGGUGAUCACCAUUAGCGAUGCCAUGGACACGAGCAACUGCGGCCUGGUGGAGCAACCCCCACCGGUGACCAUGCUGGUGUCGGACCACGGCAUGGAGCACGAGCAGAUGGACGUGGUGCAGCAGCACCAGAUGGACACCACCCACCCGAUGACGCUGCAGACCAUCUUGCCGCCUCAGCCGCAGACGGCCACGAUAAUCCUCACCAACGAGGAGUUGCUCCGCGAGCAGCAGCGCCGCAUUGACGAACUGCAGCGCCAGUUGCAGCGCUCGCAGCAGGAGCUGCAGCAGAUUCGCCAGCGGCAGCAGCAACAGCAGCAGCAGACCGUUACCGCCCAGGUGGUGAAUGCCUUGCCCUCGCAGCAGAUCACUCUGAUCACCACCACGUCGUCCAACGGUCCGCCGCAGACCUUGACGGUGCUGCCGCAGAAGGUGGAGGCGAAGCACACCAGCAUUCCCGCCAAGGUAACUGCAGUGAAGGCCAGCAAAGUCAACGGAGUGUCGCAGCAGCAGCAGCAACAGGCGGCCAAGAAGGCCAGCAAUGGUGGCACUAAUACUGGCAGCAACAUUUCGGGCAAUCCAGCUCCCAUCAACCAGAAAAUGGUGGUCAAGCAGCAGCUGGAGGCUAAGAUCCAGAAGCAAAAGGCAGCGGCAGCUGCGGCGGCACAGCAACAGCAGCAGCAGGCCCUGCAGCAGCAACAGCAGCAGCAACAACAGCAGCAGCAGCAACAACAGCAGCAACAGGUGCGCUUGCUCACGCAAAAGACACAAACUGUACUCAUUCCAUUCAACAACAAUAACAACAAUCAUAUAAACAAUGCUCCUGCCAAGACAACAACAACGGCAGCCACCAAGAAAUCCGCAACCAUAUUGCAGGCAGCCAAGCCAGCGGCAGCCGUGGCAGCAGCAGCAACACCUGCAACAGCCACGCCGCACCACAACAAUUUGGGGCUGCUGUGGAACGAGAGCAAUCAGACCAUUUUCCUGGUGGGCCUCAACGAUCAGCACAUGACGGCGCACACUCUGGGGAACAUCAGUCUGACAGCCACAACAGCAGCAACAACAACCACCGCACCACCGCCAGCUGCAGCGACUGUGGCAGCGGCAGCACCACCACCUGCCGCAGUGGCUCAGCCCAAAAAGCUGCUGAACGGCCAUCAGCGCACAAGCUCCCUGCCCAGUAUUGUCUUUCCCAUUGAAGCCAAAUCGAUAAUCACGCAUCAGCAGCUGCAGCAGCUCCAGCAGCAGCAACAGCAUCAGCAGCAGCAUCAGCAGUUCCAGCCUGCCCAGCAGCAGCUCAUCCAGCUGGACCUGAAGCCCUCUCCCGCUCCACCGCCGCAGUAUGAGGAGGCCACCAAGCAGCUGGCGGCCAGCAAGGCGGCGGCUCUGAACGGCCUUAUGCCGCUGGUGAAGAUCAAGGAGGAGCCAGUGCAGUCGCCAACUCCAGUCCAGAUGGCGCCAACGGCCAGCAGCCAGGCUGCCAAGCGCAAGGUGGCCGGAAUCAAGUCCGAACAGGUCAGCGAUGUCCUGGACAUACUCAUCAAGCAGGGGGAGCUGCCGGAGAGUGCCCGGGAGCCGAUCACGCCGCUCACCCCCCUGCCCGAGCUGGCCAUGUUCAGUGCCGCCACGACGCCGGGAGGAGCCAGCAUAGUGCCCAAGCUGGAGGCAUCCCACACACCCUCCCAGCAGCAGCAUCAGCAACAGAACAUGGACAUGGCCAUGGACACGAAUGAUUUCCAUCCGGGAAGCGCGGCCAGCGCCGCCAGUUUCAUUGACAACAUCGACAUGGCCUCGCCGCUGCAACCGGAUGCGGGGGCCAUCGAUGCGGAGAGUGUGGCCAAGACCCUGGACAUCUUCCUGGAGCAACACCAUGCCACGCCGCCGCCCAGCACGCCGCCCAAGAGCUGCCACAGCAGCUGCGAGAAGCCGCCGAGUCCGGACGCCAAGCUGAACCACUUCGACGAGUACGAGCUGCUGGAGCUGAUGUCGCAGCAGCUGGAGAUGGACAUGGGCGAGGACGCCACCAGCAACCCGGCCAGCAGUUACUGCCAGGCCUCCAAGAACGGCAACAACAACCUGCGACGCGAUCUCAAUCCCAGCCUGCAGCCGUCCAUCAACGAGCUUCUCGAUGCCAGCAGCCCGGACAGCGUGCUGCUGAACAACAAUCCCGGAGGUCCGGCGGACGUGGACUUCGAUGCCGACAGCUUCGUGGCCCAGUUGAGUCAGCACGUGACGGGAGGUGGCAACGGCAACAUGGCCUCCGUCAACGGUGCUGGCGAGUCCUCCUCCUCGUCCUCCUCCGCCGGGUGUGUGGUGAACGGCCACUUCAACAGCCACAGCACGCCCAUGGACUGCGACGACUUCGAGAGCACCCUGAACUCCUUCAUGCAGGCGGUGACCCAGCCGCAGGCGGGCCCACACGGCGAAUACGUAACGACCACCAGCAUGGCGCACAGCGGUUCCGGGGGCGUGGACAACGGCGGCAGUGGAGGGGGCGGGGCAGUGGACGCCUUCAACACCAGCGGCGACAUAUUCGAUCUGUUCAACAUAGACGACUACAAGAUGAACUGGGCGGCGGGGGACUUUACGGUCUAAUGGAGGAGCGAGUGACAGAGCAGAUAUUUCAUAGAGAUCCCAAAACAAGAAACUUUUCCGUAAAAAACACAAUCCAGCGUGGUGCUCACUUUUCUCGAAAAUAUUCCUGAAGAAUUCACACACACACCAACACACCUACACACACACACCACACCUAUACAUACACAAGAAACAAAUCCUAUUUAUUUUCUAAAUGCAUUUAAAACAUUUGAACGUCAGUUGAAAUUUCGAAACUUUACUAUUUCCAAGAAAACAAGAGCAAAAAACAAAAAAAAAUACCAAAAUUGCCGGGAGCGACACUCCAAAAACUAAAACUAAAAACUAAAAAACAUACUUUUGAAACCCUUUCCUAUAUAAGCAAGAAAAACAAACGAAAAAACAGCCAAAACAUUUAGAAAAGCAUAAAAAGUAAAACUUAUCAUAAACUAUCAUUAAAAAAUAAGCCUAAAAAUGCAAAAAAGCCUACAAAAAAAUGUUGUAAAGAUCGAAAAGAGAGAAAAGUUUAAACAAAAAAAAAAAAAAAACAAAAGUACAUGUUUCUAAUGAAGGUCAUUCCAAUUUGAAAAUAAUGCGAGUGAAAUCUUACUAACUAACAGAAGCGAGAGAAAGUGAGUGAGGAUGAAUGAUAAGAGUCUAGAAGGAAGGUCAGAGGUCAGAAGUCAUGAAAGGAUAGAAGCCAAGAAAGGAUAGAAGGAUGAACAGGAAGAAACUUUAAAAAUAUUUUAAAUUAAAAAAUAUAUUCAUGUCGUAGGAUGAGGCGGCAUCGGUGAAAUCACAUUCAGUAAUUUUGUUUUAAGUUCUAUUUAAAAUGAAAUUAAAUACAUUAUUUAAAGUGAAUGCGGAGCUUAUUCUAAUUUAAAAGCAAAUUAAACUAAAUAUUUAGCAAACACGAAAAACACACAAUUUGAGAAGUAUUUCCUGUAAGGAAAGAAAAAGCCUUUAAAGUAGCAAGUCGGAGCAAAACUCAGAUCAAUUUCAUUUGAAAUGCCUUUUAAGCCAAUUAGCGAAAAUAUAUACACAAAAAUACAUUUCUUUCUUUAGUUGCACUCACUUCUUAGGCACAGCGAUUCCGUUACUUAAAUUAAUUCUAAUCCAAUUCUAUUCUAAAUACAAUUAUUCUUAAAGGUACUACUGUACUACUGUAGAGUAACUAGAUCCUGCGGCGUGUACUUAACGCACUCUUCUAACCGUUUUAAGGCAAUUCGGAAUUGUAAUUUUUUAACCUUCGUAUUCGGUUAAGUGUAGGUAUUUUGUAUAUCGGGCGGGGGAGCAUGCCAAGCAUUCGGACAUAUUUUUGAGUGUAAGGCUCAACUAAAAGAUAACCUAAAGUUGAAAUAAAUAAAUUGUAAGCAAUUGACACAUUUCAACCAGUAGUAAGAGUAAGCAAAAACAAUUCAAAAUUGCAAUUUGUGAGAGUCGAGUCGAGUCGAAAGAGAAACCACAAAACUCAAUACACCAAUAUAUGGAUAUAUUUUUGUAUAAGCGAAUUAUAUAAGUGUACUCGUAACUUAGCUCUAGUCUAAAAAGGCAAACAAUACAUACUACGUAAACAUACAUUUCACAUCUCACCCGCAAAGUUAAUCACUUGACACUCGUUUACAUUUGCAAUAAUCCUCUCGGACACUGAUUUCAACUAUCUGCAUAAAUUUGCAUAAUUGAAUUUUAAGCUUAACGUUUAAUUAUCAUCGACGCGCUUUAAAAAACAUACAGAGUAAAAAUAAAAAAAAAAAAAACUAUAUCGCUUCCAUUAUAACAAUUCAUAAAUUAUUUUAAUGAAUACGUUUAUUGUUAGAAGGAACUUAAUUACCAUAACUAAGCUUAUUGUUUGAUUAAUUCUAAAUUUAAUUGCAUAAAUAUCUAUAAUUUAAUGUUGGCUUGAACAUUUUUGUGCGUUGCGUUUAAAAGAGAACUUCAUUUAAAUACAAACAGCAGAAAUACAGAAUAAACUCCAUCACAUCAUAAAACUAUGUGUAAUUUUUUGCAGCAAGAGCAAACGGAUAAAAGUCUAUAUAUAAUAUAUAACAAGUGAUAUACCGAUAUACUUAUGUAUACAUUAUAUGAAUAUAACUGUGCACAUGUGCAAGAAUUUAAUGCGUAAAUAAAAAUAUUCAUUUUUCCAACAAAAAUGUUAAUUUACUCAUCAGACUGAUUAGCUCGCUGGGGCAUCGCUGGGGCGGUGGCCAAAAAAUAAAGUCAAACAAUUAAUUUUCUUUGUGCCUUAUCGAGUUUCAAACUCUCUGAAGCACAUUAAGUACGCAUUUAAGCGCAUUACGCCCCAACGAAAGAUAAAUUCAACAUUAAAAUUAAAAUCAAUGACGGCAUAAUACGCAAUCAUAAUGUUUUUGUGGCUGCCACAGCCACAGCGGCAACGCCAACAAAACAAGGCUUAUCAUUAGCAAAGCGGCCACUGCUUGCGGCCUGGAGGCCUGGAGGCGAGCGAGUGUCCUGCUGAAUUCGAGACUCGACUCGACUCGACUCGAGUUGAGUUGUUUAUUUUUAGACCCGAAACGAAAUCAGCAAACAAUAUGACGCAAAAUUGCAGCCACAGUAGCCAUGGCAACAAUUGUCGGAUAUUCCAUAGUUGGACGGCUGCCAAGCGUUAAGGCUUACAGCUCGAGGACACGACAGGACCUGCUGCGCUGAGCAAUUCAGAGCCCCACACAAUGGCUUUCUCUCCGCUGGCCUGUGUACAUAUAUCCUUCGAAAAUUGACUUGUCUUCUUCGGGGAGGAGGAGGAUGAGGCUUUAACCCGCUGUGGGUCAUUAUAAUCCUUUGAAAUCUUUGAUCAGAGGAAACUCUGUUGCAUUUGGAAGGACACAGUAAUUUGUUAGAAAUUUGGGAUAUUACUAAUGUACAUUACUAAUACGACCUGUUUACCCAAAAUGUACUCAUGCGCCCUGCUGGUCUUACAACCUGGUUAGUAAUAUUAACUUAGUAUCAGAAAUUCAGGUUGUUAUUUAUUUGUUUUAUUUAUUAAACUCCCUUAUAACCAACGUUGGGUUAACGAUAAAUAUUACAUUCGGAUUUCAUUCAGUUCAGUUAAUCCUUUGUCUGCCAAAUAAAUGUGAGCAUAUUCAUGGCCAAUAAAAUGGUUAAGGCAGCUUUUAAUCAAUGAAAAACUUGUUCGUUUCCCACAAUAAAGCCAUAUGCCAUCGGCUUUAACGACUGGCAUGUAGCCAUGGCAAUUUGUGCAUCCAUCGAGCGAUGUUUUCGACCGCCUUUGUAGCGAAAGAACAGCAACCGCGUCGUGCCACAACAGCUGAAAUAUGUGCCAGCAACAGUUGCCACCAAUCCGCGACCCAUCGGACACUCAACCUACCACACACACACCAACCCACUGCCACCAACUUCGAACUAAAUUUAUACAACGGUGACUGUAAUUUGCGUUAUUAAAAUGGCGUCAGUUGCUUACCAAAGCGAAAAGUUUCGCCACGCCCACCUCGUCCCGCCUCCUAUCCGAAGGGUCCCACGAUUCGGAUAUCCCGCCCCCACUCGUCCUUGUCACUGGAGUCCAGUGCUGUUUGUGCCACGGUCCUCUAAUUGUGUUUUAGCUGCGCUACGAGUAAGGACUCUGAUGGGGAACUGGACUAGCGACGAGAACAUCGAGAUUUAUUUCCGAAACUUUCGUAUUUUGGGGAAACCAUCACAUGAACAGAAGAAUUUUUAUACGCUUGCUGAUAUUAAUAUAGUUCCUUUGAGCUUCAAUUUAUAAAAGGUUCUUUAGUUUCCUAGCUGAUUUGGAAAAACUAAGAUACCAAGAUACCAUUCCAUUUCCUGUCACUUUUGUAUUGAAACAAUUUUUACUGACAAGCUCAGUAGAAGGCUACAUUUCUAUUCUGGAUGAUCAAAUUUUCAAGCGGAAUACAUAGAAACAAAAAGUCUUUCUAGACGAAUUUAGCUUUUAUAUAUUUUCAAUAUACUAUUUUCAGGAUGGACGCAGACGACUUUCGUGGAGGUAUGACUCUCACAAUUGGUCGUGCAUCCAUAUGGGUGUAUUUCGAAGGAAUCGCAGAUCCUUGGGUGGAGUUUCAAAUUUUUAGGGAACUGGCGUUGAUUCUUGUGCGCCUCUUUCAGGAUGAUUCGUCCAGAAUGAUCGCGGAUGGUGGAGCUUCCGGGGAUUCGGUAGACACAACUAGGCAACCCACCUCGUAGCGCAAAUGACAUUGUCCGCAGUUCGUGGAAUAUAACUUGGAGAGUAUUGGAGUUAUUUAUGUCAACAAUAGUUUCAAAAUAAUUUUUAAAAUUCACUGUUUUUUGUAGCCUUUAGAUAAAAAAUAAAUUUUGAUUACCGUAA